Messenger RNA from Cadophora gregata, 2493 nucleotides. RefSeq names its product clathrin associated protein complex large subunit (gene APL4). Gene Ontology annotation, cellular component: Golgi apparatus; membrane coat; AP-1 adaptor complex. Gene Ontology annotation, molecular function: clathrin-cargo adaptor activity. Bases 1 to 2493 code for a protein of 830 amino acids. The transcript has 5 exons. Gene Ontology annotation, biological process: Golgi to vacuole transport; intracellular protein transport; receptor-mediated endocytosis. NCBI's taxonomy places the organism in Eukaryota, Fungi, Ascomycota, Leotiomycetes, Helotiales, Ploettnerulaceae. The record is from RefSeq and is a predicted model, not a curated record.
AUGAGCUCUUUAAAGCAAUUCAUCCGCAAUGUGCGAGCAUCCAAGACCAUUGCAGAUGAGCGUGCGGUUGUACAGAAGGAGAGCGCGGCAAUUCGAGCAAGCUUCAGGGAGGAGAGUGGAGAUUCCAACGUCAGGCGGAACAAUGUUGCAAAGCUGCUGUAUCUCUUCACCCUCGGAGAGCGGACCCAUUUUGGCCAGAUAGAAUGUCUCAAACUCCUGGCUUCACCUCGAUUUGCCGACAAGCGAUUAGGUUACUUGGGCACAAUGUUGCUGUUAGACGAGAAUCAGGAGGUUCUUACGCUGGUCACAAAUUCCCUAAAGAAUGACUUGAACCACUCCAACCAAUACAUCGUUGGACUUGCCCUCUGUACUCUCGGAAACAUUGCUUCGGUAGAAAUGUCCCGAGAUCUCUUCCCCGAAAUCGAAACCCUUCUUUCAACAGCGAACCCAUAUAUCCGGAGGAAAGCUGCCCUUUGCGCCAUGCGGAUAUGUAGGAAAGUGCCAGAUCUCCAAGAACAUUUCCUCGAGAAGGCAGCAACCCUGCUCUCCGAUCGAAACCAUGGUGUUCUGCUCUGUGGAUUGACACUGGUCACAAGUCUUUGCGAGGCAGAUGAGGCUGAGGGAGGAGACGAAGGCAUAGUCGAGAAAUUCAGACCAUUCGUUGGAGGCCUGAUGCGGACGCUGAAGGCGCUUUCCAGCUCAGGAUAUGCUCCAGAACACGAUGUAACUGGCAUUACCGACCCUUUCCUCCAGGUCAGAAUUUUGCAGCUAUUGCGAGUCUUGGGCCGCGGAGACGCACAAACGAGCGAACAGAUCAACGACAUUUUAGCCCAGGUUGCCACGAAUACCGACUCUUCGAAGAAUGUGGGGAAUUCGAUUCUUUAUGAAGCAGUCCUUACCAUUCUAGACAUCGAGGCGGAUUCCGGUCUUAGAGUUCUCGGUGUUAACAUCCUAGGAAAGUUCCUCUCGAACCGGGAUAACAAUAUUCGAUAUGUUGCGCUGAAUACCCUCAUAAAAGUUGUAGCGGUCGAGCCAAAUGCAGUCCAGAGACAUCGAAAUACCAUUCUCGAAUGUCUACGUGAUCCUGACAUCAGUAUCAGGAGACGAGCACUUGAUUUGAGCUUUACUCUUAUCAAUGAAAGCAAUGUUCGACUACUGAUCCGAGAACUCCUGGCCUUCUUGGAAGUUGCAGACAAUGAAUUCAAGCCCAUUAUGACCAGUCAGAUUGGCAUUGCCGCGGAUAGAUUUUCUCCCAACAAGCGAUGGCACGUUGACACAAUGUUGAGGGUUCUUUCUCUUGCAGGAAACUACGUGAAAGAGCAAAUUUUAUCAUCGUUCAUCAGAUUGAUUGCAACAACCCCGGAAUUGCAGACAUAUGCUGUACAAAAGUUGUAUGCUGGUUUGAAGAAGGAUAUCACUCAGGAGAGUCUGACACUCGCUGGAGCGUGGUGUAUUGGGGAAUAUGGCGAUGCUCUAUUGCGAGGUGGGCAGUAUGAGGAAGAAGAGCUGGUGCAGGAGGUCAAACAAAACGAGGUAGUGGAUCUUUUCUCAACUAUCUUGAGCAGCAGCUAUGCGACACAAAUCGCCACGGAGUAUAUCGUCACAUCGUUGAUGAAACUGACAACUCGGUUCACGGACCCCGCACAAGUUGAUAGAAUCAGACGGAUACUGCAAAGCAACUCGGCAAGUCUGGACGUCGAAGUUCAGCAACGAGCUGUGGAGUAUGGCAAUUUAUUCGGCUAUGAUGCGAUCAGGAAAGGUGUUCUGGAAAAAAUGCCACCACCUCAAAUCAAGGAAGAGUCCAGAGUCUUGGGCGAGGCUACUAAGAAGCCGAGCAAGGCCACCAACAGGAAGUCCAAGGUCGUCAAACCUGCGGAACAAGAUCUAUUGUUCGACCUUAUGGGAGAUGGUAGCGCGCCUACGGAUCUGGGGACGAAUGGCUCCCAAAACAACGCUGACCUAUUAGCCGAUAUUCUUGGCGGAAGUAACUCACCCCCUUCCACUUCACCAGCACCUCAACAAUCAAACAUGAGUUCCAUCAUGGACCUCUUCGACAACUCUGGCCCAUCAAACUCCCCCGCUCCUGCUGCACCUACAUCUAAUGAUCUCUUCUCCGGCAUGUCAUCCCCUCCACCACAACCAGCACCUGCAAGCAUCCCAGCACACCCAUGUUACGACAAAAACGAUCUGAAUAUUACGUUACAACUACAACGUAACGCGGAAGGUACGAUCCAGGUAAUGGCACGGUUCAGGAAUACGUCAAUGCAUCAGUCCGUUUCGAAUGUUGCUUUGCAAGCCGCAGUACCAAAGACCCAAAAGUUGCAAUUGAAUGCGAUGUCGAAUGCUGAACUAGCGCCGGGAUCAGAAGCGACUCAGACAAUGAGAAUAACUGGUAGUAAAGGACCUCCACUGCGCUUGCGAUUAAAGAUUGCGUACAUGCAUCCAUCUUCGGGACAGGUCACAGAUCAGGUGGACUGGUCAGAACCAAGAUAA